Gaeumannomyces tritici R3-111a-1 is the source of this 2935-nucleotide messenger RNA. RefSeq lists its product as hypothetical. The coding region runs from base 1056 to 2582 and encodes 508 amino acids. The transcript is spliced from 3 exons. The record is from RefSeq and is a predicted model, not a curated record. Lineage: Eukaryota; Fungi; Ascomycota; Sordariomycetes; Magnaporthales; Magnaporthaceae. Gene Ontology annotation, biological process: ergosterol biosynthetic process; isoprenoid biosynthetic process. Gene Ontology annotation, cellular component: cytoplasm. Gene Ontology annotation, molecular function: ATP binding; mevalonate kinase activity.
CAGUUUCCAUGAUGCAGCCGGGAAUUCCAGCACGUCGGAAAGCCCGGGCUUCCAUUUCGUCGUCCUCUGGUCAUGCGGAACAAGUGGACGCCACACAAUAUGGGGGACAGACAGAGUUGGUAAUUGGCGAGAGCAGAUUGGGGUGCGUGCGCCCAAGGCCAGCCUCCCAUUCGCGCUAGCUCAGAUCGGGGCCUGGUCAUGUCAUUCCAGAACUGGCACAGCACUUUCCGCCCCUGUCUUUGAUCUCCUGGAAUUGGAUUUUCUGGAAAGGCGAAUGAGCCGCGCGUGGCCGCAAGGGGGUGGAUAACGACAGAGGAGCAUAGCGCCAAAUGUUUUUUUCUCCCUCCUCUCUCUUUUUACUCCUUCAGCAAAGCCGCCCCGACGCACACUACAUAUCGGAUAAUACGCGACCGCCCGAGACCUGACUGACUCCGAUCACCGCCGACUUGCUGCUGCUGCUUCCGUUGCUCCUGCUAUCUAAGCCCCCACGCACGUCACACCCGUGCCUGUGUCCCGCCCCAACAAAGUCUUGACGUACGACCAGACAACAACCGGGCCUGCUUCAUCUUACUGCCGGCGCGCGCACCCACGGAUCCUUUUGCCGUGCCCUCCCUCCCUUCUCUCCCAGCCAGGCAUCCGUCCUCGCUGUCAUUCCGUUUCCACCCCUUCUCUUUCUCCUCCGCAUCGUCUGCCACAACAGCGUAUUCCGAGACGAGGGAUCCCCGCGCCCGUCCCGUAUAUAGACUUUGGGCUGCCCGUUUCUAAUCUCUGGCCAGCCAAGUCACUUCGCCCAAUUGUCACUCGAGCCAUCCAAGCGACGUCUCCGGGGCCCGGCUCUUUGUCUGGGUUCCCUUAACUACCGGCGCCGACCGCCUAACCUAACUUGAGCAAUACCAUCUGUUUUUACCACGGCCGAACCCGACUCAAGACGACGGCCUACGUGACUUUCUCCCUAGUUGCUGCUCAGUCACACCCGAUUUCUCGCUUCCAAAGACGAUUCUUCCCGCCAUCACCCACCGUAUACAAACAGCCGGCCGCCUUCACCAUCAGCGACUAUGAGUGGGACUAAUGGACUCCACGCCGCCGUGGAUGGCCUUCAUAUAAACGGAAACGGCAAAGGCCACGUCACUAUCAGCGCAAACGGAAACGGAAACGGAACCAACGGAGCAAAAGGAAGCAACGGCACACUGAGGGUCAAGAUGGCUAGGAAACAGUCUAGUCCCAUGCAGCCGGCCUUCAUGGUCUCGGCACCGGGCAAGGUCAUUGUGUGGGGAGAGCACUCGGUUGUGCACGGCAGGGCUGCCAUCGCCGCCACAAUAAACCUGAGGUCAUAUCUGCUGGUGACCUCGCUAUCCAAGUCGAAGAGGACGGUGACGCUCAGGUUUCCCGAUAUCGACCUGAUACACACAUGGAGCGUCGAUGACCUGCCAUGGUCGACAUUUUCGCACCCGUCCAAGAAGAAAUCGUACUACAGCCUCGUCACGGCACUCGAUGACGACCUCGUGGAGGCAAUACAGCCGCACUUAACGUCCAUCUCGCCCGACAAGCCUGAGGCAGAGCGAAAGGUGCACCUUAACUCAGCGGCCGCCUUCCUCUACCUCUUCCUCUCGCUGGGCUCCCAGGGGUUUCCCGGCUGCAUCUACACGCUCCGUUCCACAAUACCCCUUGGCGCCGGUCUGGGUUCCAGCGCCUCCAUCGCGGUGUGCCUGUCAACUGCGCUCCUGCUGCAACUGCGGACACUCUCAGGUCCGCACCCGGACCAGCCGUCCGAGGAGGCGCAACUCCAGAUCGAACGCAUCAACAGAUGGGCCUACGUGGCCGAAAUGUGCAUACACGGCAACCCCUCGGGCGUCGACAACACGGUCUCGACACAGGGCAAGGCUGUUGUGUUUCAGCGCACCGACUACAACGGCCCGCCAUUUGUUAGGCCGCUCUGGGACUUCCCGGAGUUGCCGCUGCUGCUUGUGGACACCAAGCAGGCCAAGUCGACGGCGCACGAAGUGGCAAAGGUGAAAAGGCUCAAGGACGCGCACCCCAAGCUGGUGGGCACCAUCCUGGAUGCCAUGGACCGCGUGACGCAGGACGCUUUAAAGCUCAUAAGCGAGGACGAUUUCGAUAGCGAAGAGCUCGAAUGCCUUAACAAGGUGGGCGAGCUUAUGACUAUCAACCACGGCCUGCUCGUGGCGCUGGGCGUGUCGCACCCGCGGCUCGAGCGCGUGCGCGAGCUCGUCGAUCACGAGGAGAUCGGGUGGACCAAGCUCACGGGCGCGGGCGGCGGUGGCUGUUCCAUCUCGCUGGUUCGCCCGGACGCGCCCAAGGAGAAGUUGGCGCGGCUUCAGGAACGGCUUGAGGAGGAGGGCUACGAGGCGUUCAGGACCACACUCGGCGGUGAUGGCGUCGGCGUGCUCUGGCCGGCGGUACUGCGGAACGGCAUGGACGAAGACCACGAGGGCGGCAUGGAGAUCGACAUGGAGAAGUUUCUCAACGCGGAUGGUACCGAGGGCGUCGAGCGCCUUGUUGGCGUCCACGGCGGUGGCGGCGAGAGGGAAGGUUGGAAGUUCUGGAGGGUUGGGACGCAUUGAGCUUUCUCGUUAGAAGAGAAGUGACACUAAUUUCUGAUGGGUUUGUCGAGGCAAGCGGGCGAGUGGCGUGAACGGAUCUAAUUAUCUAAAACAGCAAAAGCACAAAAAACCUGGAAGCAAAAGACGAGGAACGGGCUCCCAAUGUCAACUUUGGACGUCUUCCUGUUCUUGUCCCUGCUAUUUACAUCCUUUAGAUAGUUGUAGUGAGGUUGGAACAAAGUUCGGAGGCCUUUUAUCACGUAAAUCGUGCGCACCGCCACGUCUACAAGAGAGUGAAGAUGGGUCCGGUUCAUCGAGGGGUAUUGACUGUUGCUAGGCAGAAAAGAGAUGAUGUUAGUGGAUGUUGGUUCUAG